Messenger RNA from Truncatella angustata, 1137 nucleotides. Its product is annotated as mitochondrial carrier domain-containing protein. Lineage: Eukaryota; Fungi; Ascomycota; Sordariomycetes; Amphisphaeriales; Sporocadaceae. The record is from RefSeq and is a predicted model, not a curated record. The transcript has 8 exons. Bases 1 to 1137 code for a protein of 378 amino acids.
AUGGCGCACCAGGACGACGUAGAACGUGCUUCGGCAAAGACCACUGAGCGGACGCCACUGUUGCAGGAGGUUCGCCCUAUCCCGAUUGAUGACGACCAGGCGUCGGAGUCGACACUACGCGAUGACCGACAAUCUCCGCACAACGAGCACGAGGAGGCCGCGUUGCUUGAACCGCAACCGCGUAAGGAACGCACGAAACGGUGGUACAUCUGGAGAGCAUUUUGGGUUGUCCUGGGUGCUUUGGUGCUCGCUUUGUUUAUUAAAGGCUGGGUAGAUGCGGGCGACACCAAUUUUGACCUUGGCGGUGCACUGAAGCGUGCCUUGGGAGGUGGCUUGAGUGGUGCUGCGGCCAUGGUAUUGCAAGUCCUUCUGCUGAUGCCACUGCGCACCAUCAUGAACUACCAAUACCGUCAUGGAUCGUCAUUCCCAGUAGCUACCAAGACACUAUAUCAUGAAGGAGGAGUGAAAAGAUACUACUCGGGUCUUAUUGCUGCACUUUUCCAAGGCCCUAUAGCACGGUUUGGUGACACAGCAGCAAAUGCUGGAAUCUUGGCUUUACUGCAUUCUAACCCGUAUCUUAACCGUAUGCCUACGCUUGUCCAAACUAUUUUUGCUUCGCUUUGCGCGGCCGCUUUUCGGAUGAUUCUUACUCCCAUUGAUACACUCAAGACCACUCUGCAGGCACAAGGUGCUCGUGGUACCGCAUUGCUUCGUCAGCGUGUCAAGACCAAUGGCAUCGGCAGUCUUUGGUGGGGUGCCUUUGCGACUGCCGCUGCGACAUUCGUUGGACAUUACCCUUGGUUCGCGACGUAUAACUUCUUGACCGAGUUUAUCAAUGACCCGGGCAAGCAACAGCUAGGUCUGUACCUGUUGCGCUUGGCUUUUAUCGGCUUCUGUGCAUCGGUCAUAUCGGACUCAAUCUCCAACUCGCUCAGAGUCGUGAAGACGUACCGACAGGUCAACGACACGAAAGUAUCCUAUUCGGAAGCUGCAAGGUUGGUCGUGUUGCAAGACGGGAUUUCCGGGCUCUUCGGGCGCGGUCUACCCACUCGCAUUCUUGCAAACGGCUUGCAAGGCAUCAUCUUCUCUAUUCUCUGGAAGUUGUUUCUAGAUCUCUGGGACAAGCAUACUGGUUAG